AUGUACCCCAUGACCAACACGGCCGUGACGGCACAGCAGCGGCUGCAUGACACUGCACAGUGUACAUGUACACGCUAUGACAUACACGCCGUGCCUGUUUCGAAACGGCUUCGGCUUGGGUCCCUUGCGGACGGAUUCCGUAGUGGAAGAACACGCCCGCUCGCUGAUUUGAGUGCGCCUCGUGUAACUGAGCAACAGCAGCCUGCCGCAUCGCAGCGGCAAGCCGUACCAACGGUUCCAGCGGGGCCCGCAGAGGACGGCCGCCAGCAGACGGCGGCUACUGCAGAUACACAGCUGGAGGGGCGUCAUCAGGAUGCAGACCCUUCUGCUGCAGAAGUACGAGAGAGAUGGCGGCGUCAGAAAGCUGUGCAGCGUGCGGCAGCCCUUCCUGAGUUACGGCUGCUGCAGCGGCAGCAGGACGCUGCGCGGCAUGCGGCUGCCUGUGCUGUCCCGGAGGUCAGGGCACAGCAGCAGGUUAGGGCGCAGCGGCAGCAGCGGAACACAGCACAGUAUGCAGCUGCACUCGCUGACCCGGAGGUGAGGGCACGGCGGCAGGUGAGGGCGCAUGAGCAGCAGCAGAAUACGGCACAGCAUGCAACUGCACGUGCUGACCCGGAAGUGAGGGUGCAGCAGCAGCUGCGUGACGCUGCACGGCAUGCAGCUGCACGUGCUGACCCGGAGGUGAGGGCGCUCCAGCAGCAGCGGAAUACGGCCCAGCAUGCGGCUGCGCGGCAGGUGCAGCAGCAGAAUCAGCAAGCCGCCCCUAGGGAUACGCUGUUGGCUCGCAUGCACCGUCUUCUACGAUUCGCAGACCUUCAUCAUGGUGACGUGAUUGAGUUGCCCGAGUUUCUUUUGGCGCUUCCAGAGGGCCGCGUGCAGGACCUUCCUGGCGGUCAGUUACCACCUGACAGGCAGGUGUGCUCGGAGGACCAGUCGACGGUGAUGCACUGGACGGAGAUUCCCAACGUUGACAUUUUACGUGCCGACGUCAUGUGUACGGAUGCUGUGCAGCGCUGGGGGCGUACUCUGGUGUGGCGGCGGAUGGCGCGUACAGCUCAGGGAGACGCACCGCCGCCACCUGAUCCAGUCCUACCUGCUCGGUAUCGUGUUAGCCGGGCUGAGCGAGCUGGUGCUGUGGAUGAGGACGGCGGUAGUGCUAGUGGAGCAGGCAGGCUGGUGGAUGAUGCGGCGGACGGAGCACUGGACGUGGAUGCUGGUGCUCAGGAGACUGGCGAUCCGGAUUUGACGACGGCUGGGCAGCAGCCCGAGCCCGAGCCCGAGCCCCAGCAGCUUCCACCGGAUCAACAGCCGCGCCCACCGCGGGUGCUGCCCAGAGCCUGCCCGGACGACCCUGCUAGUGUGGAGGUGCCCUAUUGCAUGCGUCUGGAGCCGGACCUGCCCAACCGCACUAUGCUGGUUGGCGAUGGUGCUGCAGAGCACAUAUUCGUAUGCAACAUCUGCCACAAAGCCCUUAGCGCUGCAGCGCUGGCAUUUGGGUGCAAUCAGCUGUUUACUCUGGCGUGCGAGGUGGAUCGCGUCUACACGGCAGAGGCAGCAGCGCAACUGGCCCGCCCUGAAGAUGAACGGGGGGACUGUGCACUGCUGCAACCUGCCGCUGACCGCGCCCGCGACUCUGCCUACUACAGCACGAAGUACACUGGCAAGAGCAUCAACGACAGCCAGGCGCAGCUGACAUGCAACGCUCUUACCCGAGUGCAGGACUUCCUGCUCGCUGGAAGGACGCCAACUCCGGGUGCUAGUGGGCCCACUGCCUUUGGCAACAUGUGUGCCACUGUGCAUCGCAUGACCGCUGCCAUUACGGCUGGUAUGGCGCUUGUCGCCAUGAAGCUGGACGGUCAUUCCACCUUCGAGGCGACGUUCGAAAGCGCAUACCUGCAGGUAGACGCGUUCACAGCGCUAUCUGCGGGCGCCGAGCAAUCUCCUGAGGCGGCGACUACAGCAGCAGUACUGGUGGAGGCUGAGGAGCAUGGCAGUUUGCAUCGGGCCUUAUGUGUGGAGUAUGUUGUGGGCCCGGCUUUAUACCCUAUACUUUGCGUGUUCACCACUGCAUCUCUCUUCCUUACAGCAACAACCUGUCCGCUUUACAAUUCGCGCGCUGCAUCUUCUCCUGUAACCGGCUUCGCACGUUAA
Molecule: messenger RNA, 2151 nt
Organism: Volvox carteri f. nagariensis
Lineage: Eukaryota; Viridiplantae; Chlorophyta; Chlorophyceae; Chlamydomonadales; Volvocaceae
Exons: 8
Coding region: 1-2151 (716 amino acids)
Source: RefSeq, a predicted model, not a curated record